This is a messenger RNA of Naegleria gruberi, 2085 nucleotides long. RefSeq lists its product as uncharacterized. The transcript has a single exon. Gene Ontology annotation, cellular component: nucleus; Holliday junction resolvase complex. NCBI's taxonomy places the organism in Eukaryota, Heterolobosea, Eutetramitea, Acrasida, Naegleriidae. The coding region runs from base 1 to 2085 and encodes 694 amino acids. Gene Ontology annotation, biological process: DNA repair. The record is from RefSeq and is a predicted model, not a curated record.
AUGAAAUCUUUUCAAUCGGAUUGUAUUUGUCUUUCGAGUGAUGACGAUGAUGAGGAAGUUAUUUCUCCUCCUUCUCAGAAAUUAAGUAAUAAUACACCCAUUUCGAGUGGUAUGAGUGGUGUUAGUAAUAAUAGUGGAGGUAAAAAUCAAUCUCCUUCAUUGGUUACUCCUAGGAAUCGAUUAUUAACAAUGGAUGAAAAUACAAGAUUUGGAAUUUCACCUCCACAAAUGAAUGGAAUUCUAAUUGAAAGUUUGAUUACUCCAGAGACACCUCAUGGGAGAUUUGUAAAUACAAAUUCUGAAUGUGUAAUUUUGAGUGAUGAUGAAGAUGAAGGAACAAUGAUGUACACAUCACCUCCAAAACAGCUUCAGGAAACUAAUCAUUUUUCGAAUGGUAAUCACACUUCUACAGGAACUUCAUCAUUUUCAGAUUUUUUAUCUUCUCCAAUUUUGACUAAUUUUACUCAGAGUAAGAGAACAGUUACAGAGCUUUUUGAUAACGUAUUGAGUGAUGAUGAGAGCGAGGAGGAAAAAUCUUCUCCUCCAUUGACAAGAAGCAACAUUGUGACGGCUUCACCUUCAUACUCACCUCUUGAAUAUAACAAUAUUAAUUCCAUAGAGGCAUCACAUUCUCAAUUUGAAAUUUCUCAGUCAAGUCCAAACUCCAGGCUCUUACAUUUAAAUAGCGAUUCUCAUACACAACAUUCUAUUGAAUCAGAUUUAUUUUUUGAUUCUCAGCAUGACGCCUCUCAAUCUUCUCAACCAUUAAGAACUGAAAUUUUUACUCCAGUUUCGUUUUCGGAUGUGAAAAAGAAAGAAUUUUUCAAAAGAGCUACUGGUGGCUUCAAAGAUGAAAUGGUAGUUGUAAUAGAUGAGGAGUUAUCAAAGAGUGUUGGUGGAAAGAGUCUUAUUACAUUCAUUGAAACUAAUUCAGUUCCAAAAGAACAGGUCAUUACACAAAAGUUACCCCUUGCAUUUUCUGUUCAAUGGAAAAGAAGAUUACCUCUAGAUUAUAGUAUAUUUGUUCUACAAAAACAAAAGAAAAAUCCCAACGAUUAUUUUCAAUUUGAUGCCAAUGAUAUUGAUAAGAAACAUGUUGAUUUUACAGUACCAUAUGUAGUUUUGAGAAUAACAGGAGAUAUGUUUACUGAUAUUUACUUGAAAUCUAUUGAGAUAGAAUCAAGUAUAUUUGAACAUUAUUUGGAACAGGCUAUAAAAUCACUAGAUGUGGAAUUUAGUGAGUCUUUGAGCCAAAAUUCAAUAUAUUAUUGGAACAAGAGAUUUAAAAAACAAUACAUUAUAAUUGUACUAAUAGAAGGAUUACCAGAGUAUUUGAAAAAAGUUGCUGCUGAGCAGUAUUCUAAUGCUUUAAACAAAAAGAAAAACGCUUCUAAUGCUCCUACUAAGAAUACCAAGGUUAAUGCAGACGAAUUGGAAAAGUACAAACUGAGAGCCUUAUUCAAAUUUAAUAAUGUCAAAAUAUUCGAAACUAAGAAUGUAGAGGAAACAGCACAAUAUUUGGACGGAUUCACAAAGAUAAUUUCUGAUGCACCAUACAAGAAGAGAACUAGCAAUGUUGAUUUUACUCAAAUCCCAUCAUCUGGAAAGAAUUCGGCAGAUCAAUGGAUAACAAGUCUCAUUCAAAUACCAAAAAUUACGGAUAAAGCUGCAAGAGCUAUUGCCAAAAAGUACAAAUCCUUUAAUAGGCUGAUGCAAGGGUAUAACAAAUGUGAAGAUACCACUGAAAAGAAAGAGCUUGUUAAGAAUGUUGCCUUUCUCGAUAAUCCACAAAAAGUACUCGGUAAGGCAAUUUCAAAUGCUCUCUAUGAGUUUUAUUGUAUCAAUAAUGAUAUUAGUUUUCAUUUUACUCAGGAGGACUCUACAGCAUUCAGUGAAUGUGAGGAAGAGGCAAGUCAACAUUCUCAGUAUUCUCAACACAGUCAAUCAAAUAGUCAAUCAUUUAGUCAGGAACAAAGAGAACCACCUAAGAAAAAGAAAAAGGCUAACAAUAAUAGAAAGGACUCCACACCUGUAGCGUAUGAAAAUGAGGAUGAGAGAAGUUUAUUUGAAGAUGACCUUUUUUAA